This is a messenger RNA of Rhipicephalus microplus (southern cattle tick), 17869 nucleotides long. RefSeq names its product unc80, NALCN channel complex subunit (gene unc80). Gene Ontology annotation, biological process: monoatomic cation homeostasis. Gene Ontology annotation, molecular function: monoatomic cation channel activity. The record is from RefSeq and is a predicted model, not a curated record. Gene Ontology annotation, cellular component: cation channel complex; axon. Lineage: Eukaryota; Metazoa; Arthropoda; Arachnida; Ixodida; Ixodidae.
AUCGAGCAAAGAUGGACGACAAUACGUGAAGAGGCGCCGGCGAGCUCCUUUAAUACGAAUGUUUUUUCCCCCAACAUUCCCGUUGUUUUAUUCUUCCACAUCCUGGUUACUACUUGGUAGCUCGUUAACGCCCCCCCGAAACAACGACGGCUUAGGUUUUUAUUGCGAGAUUCUGCCGGUAUGCCGAAACGGAAACUAGAAGAGGAUCAUCAUGAACCCGACGAACUGUCAGUGCCUCUGCCGAUACAAACGUUUCUCUGGCGACAGACAAGCCCAUUCAUACGUCCGAAAAUUGGCAAAGCCCAUGAUGCAUCAGCAAUGGAGCAAAGAGAAGCAUGCAAGUCCUUUGAGAAAGUAUUGGUUCAAAAUAUUCAGUUCGGCUUAUCACCCAGUUUGACUGUUGCUAUCAAAAGCAUCAAAAGAUGGCGCUUGGUACGGGCAGCUCUGCCUCAUGUGAUGCAUUGCUGCGCUGCCCUGCUGUACGCAAGAAAGGAAAGCUGCUUGGAGAAGCUGGGAGCAGCAGAGACCAAGCUGCUAUACACUCUUCACUGGAUCCUGCUGGAUGCUGCCGAAGAAUGUACCGAUGCUGAGCACAGUCAGACUGGCCAGCUGCCUGAUAAGAGCCAGUACAUCUUCCCAAUAACCGUUAUCCAGGUCUUUGUAUACCUGUUUGCCCCACUAAUUCCGUUCCUGAAGCAGUCAGACUUUGUGGGGAGUUUUCGUUUGGAAAAUGGGGUUCGCAUCUGGGAGCCCCUGUGGGAGCACCGACACCCUGCGGUUCCCUGCUUCACUGCCCCUGUGCAGCCACAUGGUCAUGCCAUGCGGGCUGCACGAAGGGGCGACUUCGACCUUCGACGACACCAAUAUGGUGAUGUCUUCAUAGGGGGAGGCCCUCCGAAACUUCGCAAGCAAGAUUCUGUAAGAACUGGCACAGAUGAGAUCGAUGGUAGUGACCAUGGCUCUCCCGACGUCACAAUUACGAGCAGGGCAUCAUCAGCUUCUGCACUCAAAGAAGCUACCGACUCCGAAGUGAAUGUGCCUGUGGCAAAAGAAAGUGAACCAAAAGUGACAAUCUUGGAAGGGUGUCGUCCAAGCCCUUCUAAAUCUCAGGGGGAGCUGGCUGCAAGACCGGCUCCGAAGGCAGACGAUGGGGUUAAAAAAGAAGCCCUGACAGAUAUCUGUAUGGCCACCUACCUUGAUGUGUCUGUUAUGAGAUGCCUCUUCAUCUCCCAGUGGCUGGAAGAAGGCGUGCAUUGGGCCCUGCAGUUUCUUCUGAAACAGGUGUGGUGCUUAGCAGAGGAACAGGCACGCGAGGUGCACCCGCGCAAGCGGAGCAGUUCGCUGCCUGUGCCACGACCAGAGCCACCGCCACCGCCCUCUCCAAAGCAGCGGGAGCAGCCAGCACCACCAUCCACGCCUCGUCCCCUGGGAAGCAUUGCGGCUUCGGGCAGAGACUCGUGCCCGAGCCCGUUCCUGCGUGGCCUGCCCCUUAUGCAUGGCCAGGUGGGAGCCGGCGGUGGUGGACCGCCAAGCCACCACACGAGCAUGCAGGAACUGCGGCAACAGCAGCAGCCACAGCCGCAACCGUUCCCUCAUCGCUGCAUGGCAUCCCCGGACUUGCGCCGGAACAAGCGCCUCAAUCGAGGUGACCUGCGAGCUUUUGUUGAAGAGGGGCUCCGUCUGUCGGAACGCAUCCUUGACCGCCUGGGCCGUGAUGACGACAAUGGCAGCAGCAACACAGGGAACCACCACCACCCUCACCAUCCGACCAUUGAGGUGGCAGUGGCGGGCGCUGGAGCUGGUGGAAGCAGCAGCACCACGACCACCACUACGACCACCAACAAUAACAACACUGCCGUCACUUGCACUGUCGAGGAGCCCACGAGCUGGUCCGAGCCCCCUAAGCCAACUGUCAGCCAUACCGCGACACGUUCAGUUACGGUACCACGGCUGCUUCCUCCGCGCCCCAGCUCAGCGCUGGGCCUCCUGAGGGACCCCGAUGAUGAAGAAAGAGCGUGCUCCCUUGGAUUCUCGGCAGCGGCAUUCUUCUCAAAGACAGAGAUGGUACGUGGCAAGAGCCUGCCCAGCAUCCACAUUGAGGAGCCACCUGGCUUGAGGGAGCCAGUCGCCAUGGCGACCAUUUCAGUACCAGCCAGGGAGCCCCCUGGUGCACCGCAUAAACUUCCAGCAGUGUACACACAAAGUGUGCCCAAUCCGAUCAUCACAGUUACUGAGCACUCUCCCGUUGCAUCCAUCCAAUUCUUCAUCAACCAGGACUCAGCUGAGAGCCCAAAAGAGGAGACCCCUCCGAGCCCAAUGUUUAUGCCUCUCUGCCAUCAGCUUUCUAUCACACGAAGCCAGACUGACUCCAACAUAAUUUACAGCAGUGACGAUUUCAAUGAGGCAUCUGGGUCAACCCAUUACAUAACUCCUGAUGGCAAAAUUAAUCUUUCUGUAGUGCUAAAGGUAAGCUGUCAUGCUGUCACCUUGCGAGACACCAGCUGUUCCCUUCGAGUGUGUGGGGUUGUGGUGAGCAUCGUAGAGCUACUCCUUAACCUGGGUGUGCUGCCCAAGAAAAUGGGCCGAUCUGAUGAAACAUCUGAUCCGUGGGGACUGGACGACUUCAAGCCAAUCAAAGCCGAAUCGGAGAAACGCACUGAUGAGCUCUCCACACAUAACCUGUUUGUGGACAGCAUCAUCAGAGUGAUCAAGCACCUCGGUUGUCCUCAUGGCUGUGGGGAAGGCCAUCGGUCAUCAACAGCAGAAACCAUACGCCGCCAGGCCCAUGCCUGCCUGCUUCGACUGCACCGUGCAGAUGAAGCCCAAUUUCGGAGGUUUCUUCGGGAACUUGUGCGAGAGCGCUCGUUGGCAGAAGUGGUGGACAUCUAUCACGCUUUCAUGGGCUUUUGUGCCGAGACCGGAUCGCUGCUAUCACCUAUAACUCAGAAGCGAACCAGUACCACGAGCAGCCAGGAUGGCAGUGUGCACAGUGGAUAUGCCAACAACUUUGGAGCAGGACCAGGUGGGAUCUCUGGUAAAGGCAUCGAGGGUGUGGUCGUGACCUGCACCUUCAAAGCACUGGUCACACGUCUGGCCAAGUGCAGUCGUGAGCUCAAGAACCAAGAAAACAUGUCGUUAUAUUGUGAUCUGCGUCAACUGAUGAGCUACAUUCAUGACAACCACGGAGGCAUAUUUAGAAGAGUGGCCUUGAGUGGGAUGCUUGACUCUGCAGACCGUCCAAACAAAAAGAAGAAUUACGUUCCGGGUACAAGAAUUGUCAGGCAUGCAAAGUCACUGGAACACGAAGAGUUGAAGGACCCACUCUUUUCAUCAAAUGUUUUUAUUAUUGAUGAGACGGCCGUUGAGAAGAGCAGUCGAAAGUCUUUCUUCAGGAAAAGAGGUGUGAGAAAGGUCCCCAGUGCUCAGAGCAUCAUGGAUGAGAAGGAGGAUGUCUCGGCAUGCCCAAGCCCAGCGCCAGGCCAGACGACACCCUCGUUUCCUCGUCAGCACAGGGCUCUGACUCCUAGGCUUAGCGUGUCGGAGGGAGACAAUAUCUCCCUCACUCCUAAGCACAGCAAGGGCUCUAGAUUUGCACUGGUGGGAUGGCUGAAAGGAGACCGAAAAGGCGACCAAGGUGAAGAAGAGUGUGGUAGCUCUCCCGGAGUCGGCCUGGACACAUCACCGAACACGACUGAACGCCUCAUUCGACGCUCGAGUGGCAUGAAUCGCACGCCCAAGAUGCCGCCCAAGUCUGCGAGCCACAUGAGCCUGACAUUGUUGCGCGCUCGUCGCCGCAUGGAAGACCAGCUGACCAAGCUAGGCUUCGGUCGCAGUAAAAGCAAGCAUGGCAGCUUCGAAGAGCCCCCAGAUCUCAGCAGACGAAACUCUUUUGACCUGGACCACAAUCAGCGGGAUGGCGAGAUGCUUAUCAUGAAGGAGAGCAAGCUGGUCAACACCAAGCUUGUCUAUGAUGGCAUGCUUCGAUUUGCCUUUCUGCAAGAGGUCUGCCAGCCUGGAACAGUUCCCGAUUCUCCUUUGCUGGCUGCAGCAUUAGACCUGAAAGCACCAGUCGUGUCCCGUGCGGCUCUAUUUUUGGAGUGUGCUCACUUUGUGCACCGAUGCAACAAGGGUCAGUGGCCCACCUGGAUGAAGCUAAACCUGCCCGUGUUUCGGCCUUCUGGUCCGUUAGCAAAUCGUGGCACACCCUCGGGCCUACAUCGCACGCACAUCCUGCAACGGGCCGCUGGAAAGCUCUUCUUUCAAUGGGCUGAGGCUAUUGGGGCCAGGCUUGAAGAGAUGCUUCAGGGCGAGACUCAUGACCCCCUGGAGAUCGCUGCCAUCACAGCCGAUGAGCAAAAGCGCCGGCAGUGCCGAAUGGAAGAUGAGGAAGAAGACUUUUUGGAUGAAGCGAGCAUCAACCCUUCGGGAAAUGUCUGCCCCUUUGCCCUAAAGAUGGCAGCUUGCCAGCUGCUUCUGGAGAUCACAGCUUUCCUGCGGGAGACUUACCAGCUGCUGCCGCAGAAGUCGGCCCGUACGUCGGCUCGCGACCGGCCCACGUUUGAGCCUCGUAGUGUCAAUGCUAACCGUCGCUGGAGCAUGGCCCUGAGCACACUGGGGGUCAGCCAAACUUCGGCCCACAGCCUGGUCUCGCUGGCCGAGCAAACCCACCCAGUUGUGGUAGGAGAAAGAAGAAUUAGUUUUGUGCUGCACGAGGCAGAUGCAGAAGGAGAGUCGGAGAACAGCAGCAACAACACGGUGAAUGUUCAGGAGGAGCUCGUUCUUCCGGAUGAGAAGAGAGGCCGCCGUAUUGCCCAAGGGAGGCCCCACCUGCUGCGCAGGACGGGAGGCUCCACGGCUGGCCACAACUCCAGCUUUAAGCGCUGCAGCCUCAAACUGAAAAAGCCUGGCGACCGCAAGUCCAGGGCACGGUCCUCCACGUUUGCUGAAGAUGAAGAGGAAGGAGGUCUACGCAGAACGGAGAGCAUAAAGUCCCGGCGCAAGGUGAGCGCGGUCUCGGACCGCAGUGACACGAGCGAGCGGGCAGACGUGAGUGGGGAGGAGUCGCCUGGCGUGCUCAGCGACGAGCCGGCACCAGAGAGCCCCGUGGACCUGCUGGAUGCAGACGACGCCACGGUCAUCGCCACCCGCAUGCCCUGGCUCAAGGUCAUCGUCCAACUCUGCGGCACCUUGCACUUUACCUGCACACACCAGCAGUUUUGCCACCAUACCUGCUACAGGAGGCAGAUGAGGGCCUGCAAUCGGCUCGCAAAGAGUGUCCGAAAGGUUUACGGAGAUGACUUUGGACUUAUCCAAGAUAUGGGCAAGCAACAGGAAGAUAAAGAAGGUGGCAAAAAGGACAAAAAGUUUAAAAAGAUUAUCACAGGGCCGAGCUCUCCGUUGAAACGCAAGGCGAGCCUGGCGCACAAUCUAGAGAAACUGGAGAAGGCACUGGAUGGGGCACGCUCGCUGCACAGCAGCGCCACCUGCCUGGUGCACGAUGUCGAAGGGGGCCUGCCGCCCGAGUCAAAGCCGUCUCUACCCCAAUCUAGCAAAGGCAAGGGCACCGCUUCGUCCAAGGAGGAGCAUCCCAUGCUCAAGUACCUCAAGACACAGGUGAUGAGCCUGUUUCACAGUCCUUUGUCAAUGCUUAUAAAGGGCACCGUUGUAGCGUCCGAAGAGACUUUCAUUGAAGCACUGCCCAUAGCUUGGGAGCUGCUGCUAGAGAAUGACCAGCAAAUGAGUGCUGUCGCAGCCGUUGUAUUUAUCCUUGCUGCUGUGAAGGCUCCUGAACAUGCAUCAGAGCUCCUAGGUCGAGAACUUAAAAGUGAGGACACGACCCAGAAGAUCAAUGCCCUUCUGAGGUUCCAGGCACUUUGGAAAUUUCGCUACCAGUGUUGGCUGAGGAUGGAAGAGGCUGCACAUUUAGUUUUCAAGGUGCCACCUCCGACCAUCGAGUUCACCCUUCCCAGCCCACGCAUUGCCCUUGACUGUGCCCCAGUGGCUGAUCCUCCGUGGAUGCCCCAAGUGAAGACAAAAGUGGAAGAAGUUACCAUCAAUCAGGACCAAUCCCGAUCAUUUGUAACAGCGACUCAGACCCGCCGUAAGCAACAGAUGGAGCUCAUCCACCGAGCUCUUCAGGCCGAAGAAGAGAAGAAAUGCAACGAAAGGGAAAAUUUUCACAUCACCUCCGUUGCCGUCAAUGUGCUUUCGGCCUAUGAACCAGCCCUGUUCCACGCCGUUGAAGAGCACGAAGAGGGAGACGAAGACCAAACAGCUGAACGAUUAUCUGCUCACCCUAUACAAGUGGCACAUGCCUUGUUCCCGUCAUGUCUCUGUUCAGCUGCAGUGUACAUUAUCAACCUGUUGAAUGAUGCUGAGGUCAGCUCCGAUGGAGUUGCAGUGUAUGAAGUGGCCUACAAGGUGAUUUGGAACUGCUUGGUUGAAGAUACAGCACUGUUCCUGCGCCACUUCUUGGAGAGACUAACCCGUGAAAAACCCGACUCCGUGAUCCAAAUUCUGAGACGCCUGCUGCGCUUCGUGCCUCGGCUACCAACGCAAGCAGCACACACACUCUAUAACUACUUGGUUGGCUACAUUAUGUUUUACAUAAGAGCUCCUGUAGAAGGGGGAACGGAGCUGAUUGCCAACGCUAUUUCAAUACUUUGGCUGGUUGUUCCCAGUGUUCAUGGACUCUACUUGAAAGACCUCAAGCAAGUGCUGAGAAAAGAGCAGUGUGAUGCUACCUUAUUGAUCACUGCAAAUGUGCCAAGUGCCAAGAAGAUCAUUGUGCACGGACCGGACGCAGGUGGCAUUCCGUCACAAUUUCCAAUCAUGAAGGAUACCCAGUUUCUUCACAUUCUUCAAGACAGUCUUGAUUUUUUCGGCAUUGAAGAGAACCAGCAUAAUUGCUACUUCCUUCUUGACACAAAGACAAAUCAGAUGCACAAUCCAAGUGCAUUUGUUCGCGACUUUUACUUCUUCAAGAGGUCCCAGUAUCCUCAGUUAACGUUAGCAAAAAUGGACCCUGAUGAAGCCUUCGAAGCAGGGCAGCAACAGGCAUUCUAUCUGCAUUUCAUCGAAGUUGGAAAGGUCUUGAUGAGUCUGGCCAUUCUACGAACCAGCCAUCAGCUCGCUCCCAGAGUUCUCUUUCUGCAUGAUGAGCUGACCAAGCUACCAUCGUUUCCCCGCAAAGCUCUCGAGGCUGACUUCGAACUUUACACCGGCAAAUUUGGAAAAGAACUUCUUGGGAUGGACACACUGCAUAAAAUGGUGUGGGUGAAACUGAUGGCCCGAAUGUUUGAAGCCAUGGCUGGUUUCUUUGCCCAUUCAUCGGACAUCCAUUUGUUUCUGAACGUUGUGAAUGGAGCUCUCGUUCUACACCCUGAAGAUGCCACUAUUCUUCGUCUCUGCAUGGCCACUUACAUCAAUGCUGCGCAUCAGUUCAGGAACAUCUUUGCCUCUAAUGGGUACCUCCUGAUCAUGCCAACAAUCCUGCAAAUCUAUUCAAACCACCAAACAAACGGCUUACUCUGUAGAACUGUUGAGUUUAUCUGCAAACAGUUUUACAUCAUGCACAGAAAACCAUUUAUACUUCAGAUGUUUGGGAGUGUGGCUCCCCUCCUUGACCUUGAUGUCAAUAGCAACUACGGAGAUGCGAACAAGAUGCAGCCCAAGGCCUUUUUCCAGCUGCUGCAGUCUCUUGCACAAUACAUUGUUGACCCACUAGACAUUCUGGAACUUGUAGAUGCUGAGAAGCCACUGAGGGCACUUGACUUCUGCUACCAGAUGGACCCUGACACCUUGACCAUACUGGAUGCCAUCUCGCUUAGCGUCACAGUUGUGUCAUAUGCUUCCGACUCACACAGGGGCCACCAGAUGCUGACCAUCUUGGAGGCCGUGCUGCCUUUCUACCUGCAGCACCUGCAGUCCUUGACGACCAAAAAAGAAACUCCAGGGGGGCCACGAGCUGAGCUGCAGAUGAUCCACAAUGUUUCUGUUUGCAUGAAGACCCUUAUCAGCAAUUGUGAGGCUCUGACCAGAAAUUACACCGGACCUCAAAAAGCGAUCGACCUGAGGGGUUCUAGCAUCAAGAAUGCCUCACGAGGUGCUUGUUCGCCUCCUUUCGAAGUUGAGGAAGACCUGCCGUCAAGGUUUGUGAAUGAGACGCUGUACGGGUCGAGGAAGCCAGCUGGAAUUCACUAUGAACGGGACGAUGAGGACAGUGAUCUUCUGCGACUUGAGUUCCGACAACCACGGGACACGCUGCUAUCAGUGGUGGCAGAGUUUCUCACUAAGUGCUCAGCCCGCCUGGCUGAUCUGAGCAAAAAAAUCCCCGACUUGCCCAGCAAGGCUACCGAGCUCCUGGAUGUCAAGUGCCACUUGCGUCUGGCGGAGGUGGCUCACAGUCUUCUCAAGAUGGCUCCAUAUGACCCCCAGACCAUGGCUUGCCGAGGCCUGCGGCGCUACCUCAACGAGGUGCUGCCGCAGUCGGAGUGGGCACAAGAGGCUAUGAGGCCUGCCCUUAUCAUGGUCAUUCGACGCCUUGACAAGACCUUUACCAAGAUUGCUAAAAGCCUGCCAUACGGGCGAAGGCUUGUUGACUGGGAUGCAGCGCGAAAUCUGUUAAAAGGUGUCUACAUGACACUCUACAAGCAUCCAUACAUUGCUCACCUGCCUCAUCUAAAGUCACUGGUUGCCAUUUGCCAGAGCAUCAUUGUGGGUGAUCAGAACGCAUCUUUGGUAGCCGAGAGCAGUGGCAACGUUUCAGUGUCGGCGGCAGCUUUGGCUCAGUCUCCACCACCAGGAUUCUGCUCUGUGGCUGUGCGACUUGUGACUAUGCAAAUGGUCGCACUUGGGGACUCGCUCUCAUUGGAGAGCAUUUGUGGAGGCUCAUCUGUUCUCUCAAGCACUGACAAGACCGAAAUUUUUCUUAUGAAUUUUAUUCUUCCCCUUUGCAUCAGAGUGAGCAGUGGAGUAGAAGAUGUGCCCAAGAUGCGUCAGAUGGACAUCUCCUUUGGUUUGACUGUGGUGUUGAAUGCCUUGUCUCCUGCUGGAGCCCACAAGCACCAUCCGUCCAGUGCUGUGGGAAAGCCACCAUCAGAGGCCCAACAGAACACUGCUUCGACGCGCGAGAAGUCGUCCAGUGUCGUCAGAAGCUCGCUGUACCAGAUUGGAUUCCUUGGGCUGAAAAUUCUGAUCGUGUGUUACGAGAGACAGCUUGUAGGCGACUGGCACCGAAUAGCACGAUGUAUUCGUGAACUUGGAAACAGGUUACAAGGUGGACUCGCUCUUUGGAGCUUUCUAGACUUUGUGGUUACUCACCGAACACCUCUUUAUGUGCUGCUGUUUCCACUGAUUAAAUACAAGAUAUUGCAGACCAUUUGCGACAAUGAGCAGGAAUACUACUACCAGCAGCUAAUCAGGGAUAAGAUCAAAGGAAUAAACCUGCCUACUCCUAAGAGCUUUGGCUGUAUGUUUGUGGACCUUGUGAAUGAACUGAAGACGCUGAAGGAAGACCUCGUUGCCUGGAAACUUGGAGGAGAACUGGAGCGUGGAAAGCCAUCUGCGGAAGGCCAUGGUGGCGAGAUGUCCCAGUCAGUCAGCUUCACACAGUGCCAUGGUGCAGGUGGUGGCCACCGGCCCAGCUUCACUGAACUUACACCUGACCAUCAGAGCAUCACUCGACUUGGCAGACCACCGGGCAUGGGCUCAGUUGAAUCAGCAGAAGGUGCAGCUGGGGCGGUGCCAGCAGGAGGCCCAGCUCCAAGACCUCUGCCUAUCAUGCGCUCCGAGUCGCAGAGAGAACCUCACCGGGAGAGCCAGCAGCAGCGCGACUCACACCGGGGUCUUAGCAUACGACUUCAAUCACGCGAAGGUAGCAGCCGAAGGGUAAUGCAACGCUUCCUCAGGAGGACCAGCUACCCUGAGGAGGAAGGACCUACCCAAGUAUAUCGACCAAUGGAAGCCCUGGACAUGGAGCAUUCUGCCGCAUCUGAGCCUCGCUUGUUCAGAAAAUCCACGCUUCUCAUCAAAAAGAAAGGCAGCAAGAAGAGCACUGGCAGCAGCAGCCUAACAUCUGUAGGGGUUGCCGAGAGUGGUGCAGCCACCGAUGAGGAAACUCUACAGGACAGUAUGCCAGAGGGGGUCGACUCCACUGGGGAGGGCCCGCCAACCCCAACUACCUCUAGACCGCAGUCCCCUGAGAGCGGGGAGCCGCAGCGGCCAAGGCACCGGCUUCAACGCCAGAAGGCUCAGAGCCGUAAGACAUUCAGGUUUGGCAAGUCGCGACGGGGAGCUGGCUGGGCUGCGGCCGAGGUAGGAAUUGCCACUGGGGACGAAGCGCCGCCCCCGACACUGGCCGAGGAAGAGCCCGAAGGUCGGCCUCGGCCUACUCGGGCAUCCUCCAUUCACGGAUUGCCCGCCAGUGCAGUGGGUGCUCUGGCAUCCUUGACCGGUGAACAUAAAGCAGAGGAUCGGCCAGAAAUUCUGUACACCAGGGGUCUCAAGCUCGCUUCAAACAUGGAGCUGCAAGUGUUACGAGUGUUGACUGGGUAAGACAUGUCAGUAUGCAUGUGCAGCCAAAAUACUGUCUUGACAACAGUGGCACUAGUGGCAAUGGCCUCUGAUGUGUUUUAUGUGAGCAGACAGAUGGCGUAUAGCCAGCCAUUGCAUCAAAAGUUUUGCGCACUUUGGUUGAACAUGCCUUCAAAAUGCUAGUGUGUCUCCUGGUAAGCCUCUGUCAUGCUAAGGCUGUUGUUUGAUGUGUACAACUAUCCAAUGACUGCACUGUGGUGUGAUUGAGGGACAGGCCACGGAAAUGUGUUAGCCUUGCAUCACUUUAGAAGUGGCACACACUUGUCCCCACGAGAUGCGAGUUUUGAGGUCUUCGCCCUAAUUAAAGUAUCUAAUGAAAAAUAUAAUCUUUGCGCAGAUAGCACGGCUAACACUAAGCAACUACUAGAGUGAAAAGAUGCCAAACAUCUAAUUUUUCAUGACAACUCUUUCUCUGUCCACCACCUAUAAUAGCCAAGUGUUCACACAUGCUGUCCUUUUUAUUGCACUUCUACUAGAAAGUAAGUAUGAUGGACAUUUUGUGAAGCUGGCAUGAAGUGCUUGCAAUGUCCUACUUGAGGCUUUUUUUAGGGCUUGUAUUAUCACUUAUUGUUAUGAUAGUGCACCAAAUUAAGAGUAAACAAAGUGGUCUUCUGUGCCAGUUUAAGCUCUCUGGGGUGUAUGAAAAAAUAAUAUAUUGGCUGAAUGCUGUGAGAGUAUAUAUUUAUUUCUUGCUCCUGAUGCCCAUCUUAUGUUUAACUUUGCAAGUUUCUACUCUAAUUUGCAAGCUGAGGAAAUUGAGCAAUAUGUACACUUCAAUGUGCUAAAUAAUUACCUGUAUGCGACUCAUACCACACAGCUGCGAAAGAUGCAGCAGUUGUUUCUUGACAGUCAAAGAUUUCUAUCUAAAUGAGUUUUGCCUGGUUAAUAGAGACAAAUUGGUCUUUGCUGACAUAUGAGACUCAUCAAGUUGUAAGGCUUGGUGGGGUCUUUUUUAAUGCAUUUGUUGUGGCAGAAAACAAAAUAAACAAACAAAAAGAAAGGAAGAAGGCCAUAUCACAUAGCUAAAGGUUCCACAACAUGCAUUUGACAAGUUUUGAAAUGCAAGUGCUUAUUUGGAUGUUUAAAUUUGACCAUUAAACUAAAAGAUACAUGGUACAUAACUAGUGUAACAUCUCGAUCUGCACCUAUUUUACUUUGAAUGGUAAUAUUCAUAGGAAAAACAGAAAAAAUUUUGUGACAUAAGUUUUCUGCAGUGUUCUCAUGCAAGACAUAGCUUAUGAAUUUCUGGUGACCAAUGUUCUUAACAUAGUUUAAGUAGCACAGCGGGACUGAUGGUAGGAUGAGCUCAGUCAAGUCUUGAGAGUUUGAAUAAUAUAGGAGCACCUGUUUUCUUUUGCACUCAUGUAAUUGUACAGUAAUGCCAACCUUACGCAUAAAACUGCACGUGAGAACUUGCAGUGCCACAAGGAUUUGCUGUGGCACAUAGCAUCUGGGAGUCCACACGUUGAGGACAUGAGGCAACUAACUGUGGCAAUGAGGAUGUCCCAUGCAAACUUCAUCAAACAGAAAAGGAAGGUCAGCUUUUGUAUACAAGUACAACUAUAAGAAUUUGGGAAGUAUGAUGCACUGGUUAAACACGCUUGAACCGCACAUGCUGGCACGAGUAUAGUAUUGUUGGGUUGUGCUACUGAUACACAGUGGAUUCAAUGAUGAAGUUUAUCUAGUGAGAAGACAGCCCUGAAAACUUUGCGAAUGCUCCAACAUGUUUUUCUUGUCCACUGGACAGUAUCCAGAAUAUUUACAGCCACUGGGUGAACAGUCAAACCGGCGCUGUACGCUAUAGCUCUUGGCAAACUAGCUCAUUUCACAGGUACUUUUGUAAUCAUAGCAAUAUAGUACUAUUAUAUAUUUAGUUGGCAGAUUCAUCCAAUAAGUGGUGUCAGGUGACUAUCAUGCCAAACUCCUUUCUUACCACAUGAAUGCAUCUUUCAGAUCCUGUCAGGGGUCACUUCACAAUGUGACGGUUUUAGCUAGUUUGUGUUCCACACUCAAUACUACUAAGUGCUAAAGCUUUUAUACGAGAGAUGACAAUGUUCAUGUUUGUUGCAGUCUCUUGACAAAAGGAUUUUUGCACUUAGCUUAUGUUAGGGACACUACUUAAGAAAGUCUAGUGCCAUGCCAAACCAAAGAGACAUUCCCAUCCAUAAUAUUUAAACAAAAAUGUAGCUGGGCCUAACUGAGCUGGACCCUAAUGCAUCAAUUUUUGUGUAGUUAUGCUGAGGAGUUCAUAAGUACAACGCAUUGACCAUCAGUGUAAGACGUUUUAUGAUGCAAGCAUAUUCUAAAUCAAAGUGUGGUCUUAAUCAUUUUCCUGUGCCUGCCUGCAUUAGUUCCAUUUUUUUUUCUUCUUAAAUUGCCAAGGUGUUUAUGAGGGCAAUCAUAUCUCAAUCUGGCGCAUUUACCUAUUCCAUAAGAAUAUUUCCACAGAGUGACAGUGCAUUAUUUUUCUCGAUUCUGUGAGGAACGGUUUUUGCUGCAGUUGCGUCAGCUUCAGCAAAAAUAACAGCAAAUGGAAGUGGUGAAUGAGAUGCUUUGUCAUUGUUGGCUGAAUGCCUGGUUGGCACCCCUGCACUUGGUAAUCAUGUGCUAAGAAAUAUUCAAGAGGGUUAGGUGUUAACCACAAGCAAGUAUGUUUAUAUAUUUUUCUGGGUGUUCUUUAAAUAUUGUAAGUGCUUGAACAGUCCCCCAUGUCAGGCCACAUCAAAAAUAUUGUUUGUAUAUUGGAAGUGUACUGCUGUCUGGGGAGUGUUUCUUAUACCAAUAAAAUUGUGCGAAAGUGCCUAGUCCUAGCAGAAAUUCAUGCAAAUAAAAUGUUAUGAGGCAAUGGUAUGAGUAUAUGAGGUAAGGGCCUCGUAAUAGAGUUUUUCUUUUUUUGCUUCUAAGUGAUACUUGUAAUCUCUACAUCCUGUCAUUCCCAACCCACCGUGUUAGCCCGGUGGCUAAAGUUCUGAUGAACUGCCGAGCUUGAACUCAUGGGUUUGAUUGCUGCCCUGGCGGCAGCGUUUCGACGAGGUCAGAAUACAGUAACAUUACGCACUUACAUCUAGGUGCACAUUGACAAACCAGAGGCAGGCAAAGUUGAACAGGUGGCUACCCCUACGGAAUGCCUCGUAAUCAAAUUUUUGGGGUGGUAUCUAAAAUGCAAACAUUUAACCUUAAAAAAAAAUCUACUUUUCUUGUCUUUCCUUGCAUUUGAGCCGAAAGCUCUCAAGAUGUUUUGUUCACAAGCUCCUCUUACGUACUUUCUCUUGCUGUGUAAAAAAAAAGCAGAAGUUGCUUACAUAUUCAAGUUUUGAAUAGUUGAGCAAAGAGGAUGCCGACAAAAGAGUAACAAAGAGGACUGAAGCACUUGUACUGUCCUUUUCAUGUCUCCAAUUGUCUGCAAGUAAUUUUUAACCAUAAAGCUUCUUUUAUGCAAGUUGCAUUUCUGGUGGCUGCCUUGCAUCUCAUCAUUAGAACUGCUUAAGUCUCUAUUGUGACUAAACAUUUUUUUGUGAUUCUUCUAGUUUUAAAGUAGCCCCUGGACUUGAUUUAUUUUACAACUUCUAACGCAUAAGCAAAAUUUAUGCACGCUAUUAGCAUUGUAGUACUUCCCUGGUUAGUUGCACACGACGCAGUUAUUGUUACAGGGGAUAACCUUGAUGAAUCUUGCCAAGAAAGAGUCGCACAAGAAGGGGUUGUUCAUCUUCAGUGCCAAAACUGCACUCUUUAGGUGUUGAGCAUGUUUCACUUGUUUAAUGUUAACAUUGCCCCUGUUCAGGUGGCGAUGGUUACAUUUAUGUAUCAAGAAGUUUUUCUGGCUUCACAGCUGUCGCAGCAGGUUGCCAUUAUAGCUACUUUUGUAGUUGCAAGGCCAGGUUUUCAUUCUUAGGGAUUGUACAACUCAUUGUGAAGCCUUUAUCCGAUUUACUUGCGGCAACAGACUUAGGAAAGUCUGGUGCCGGGCCUCUUGGUACGUAGCUUGCAAAAUCGACAAACCCAACCUUCAAAGAUGCGUGCAAAAGAAGAGAAGUUCAGAUGAUCACACAACUCUGCUUUCAAAGAUACGUACACAAGAAGUUUUGGUGAACACUACAUGCUGGGUGUGUGUGGUCGUCUAAACUUCUAUUCUUGUGCACGUGUCUUUGAAGGCUGGGUUCGUCAAUUUUCUAGUGAACUUAGUUGCUUCUUAAAUGUGGGUUAAAGGGACACUAAAGGCAACUAUUAAGUCGACGUUGAUUGUUGAAAUAGCGGUCCAGAAACCUCGUAGUGUUACAUCGGGUUAUCACACUUCAAAUUACUCACCUCAAGAAGCGGACCCACCAGACCGAUUCACGUCACUGUUGCCGUGCACAAUGUUGCUCAGCCUUACUGCGCUAGCAGCAGCAGACUGAAAGCAGCGGGUGCCAUAGCAGCAACAACAGCCAUUGAUUAAUUUCCCUGCCAUUAGCUUCGAGAUCGCAGACCUGUUUUUUGUUUCAAAUGCGCUCCUCUAGAUGGCACCACUUGUCCCGUGUAAUCAUGCGAAAAUUGAAUUUUUGAACCACUCGCGCCAUUCCCCAUAUAACGUCCGGCGGUUAUUUUUUCCAAUGACUCAAACAGAAAUGAACAAGAAGCGCAUUUUAUUGCGUCUCUUGAUGUACGGAAGGCCCUUUAUUUAGUGCAGUUAGAUAGAUUACUAGUGAUUAAUUGUAGGCGGUUCGUCUGAUGUCAUCGUGAUCAUUUUGAAAAUGUCCUACUGUGGCGCUUGUGUUCUUGUGCAUUUACCUUAAUUUCUCAAUAAGUACUGCACUGUUGUUGAUAAUAUUGUCGUUUUAGAUACUGUCAUGCAUUGAGGUUUCACUCCGACGUAACUUGUUAUUUGACUUUAGUAGUCCCUUUAAGAGGCAACAUAAACUAAAAUGCACUACAUGCCAUUUCACUUGAGAACUUUAACAUCGUGUUUGACUAGAGACGCAAUGUUUCUGUAGCUUGGCAACUUAAUAAUUUCUGAUGUUGAGCAUGUACUUCUGUUACUGACUUGCAAUAGGUACCAUCUUAAGCGCUACUUGUGUAAAGCGGGGCUUUUGUUGGCAGUUAAAAUGGUUUGUGAUAAGGUUGUCACAAAUAUGAGAAGCAGUGAAAGACGUGUUGUUAGCGAGCUGCAAUUAUGUUUGCUCGUCAGAUCGAGAAUGAUCACAUCUGUGAUGCACACUGUUUUUACUUUGGAGUGCUAGCAUUACUGACCAGCCUUUAUUCAGGUAAUCCGUUGAUCUUUCCAAGACUUUAAGUGGCUGGAUGCUAGUUAUUUUCUCAAAGUAUGCUUUACAGGGUUAAUAAUAAAGUCUCAUUCUUUGUGAUAUUUUACCAAGCAAGCAGGCUGGUCAAACUUUGAUUUCUGUGUUUCAGUUAGAUCGCUGAACCGGGUGGUGUUAGAUGAAUGCAUUCGCUUCAUAAAUACAUGUGCUUCUACUGUCAUCACCUGCUUUGCAGUUUUAUGUUUGCACUGCAGAUGCUUUAUUUUAUCAACAGGACACUCUCUACAAGCUGUGCACAAUUUUUCAUUCAGCAUGUACCAAAGCACAUGAUCAGGUUUUAUUUUGUUGGUGAUAAGUUGGCAGACAUUUUCCUGAAAGGGUUAUACCACAUUUCAUCCACUUCAAGCACUUGUGCCUCAUGUUUCGUGCCAACAAAAAAAUUAUUGCAAUAUAUUCUGUCCAGGCAGCACUUGGGGAAGGCUACACAUGUCCACACUAGAGUUACAUCGAAUUCACAAUAAAUGUGCAUUCUCUUCAUAUGGUGUACUGAAAAACCACUUAGGCGAGUAGCCAUAGACUGAAAGGAUUUUUUUUUCUUUGUAUCUGCCUGACUAAGAUUCGUUUGCUUUUAAAAUACUUUUUGAGCCAAAGCAUCCAUAGCUACUCAGGCUCUGGAAAAGGCAGUUAAUCCAGACUUGAGAUUGGGUGAAAUAAUUUGACACUGAUAUCAAGCUUCAUUGGUUCCUAAUGAACAUAUUCUGAACUUGUUCUAUCUAGGCCAUUUAAGGGAAUUGUGCCGGUUUUGUAUUAUAGCUAUUUUGUUAAUUUCUGUCAGCGCAACUAAUAGAAGUGUAGUCAGUAGUGAGCAGCAUAAAAAGAAGCAGUAAUACUUUCGAACAUGGAACUCGCAUAUAUUGGACGCCGUUUUAAUUUAUAAGAGGACUGUGCACACAGCAUUUAAACUACAGGAGGGGAACAUACAGUCGCAUUUGUGCGAUGUGUCGGGCAUGUGUAUAUAAGUGCUCCCAGAAAUUGUUGCCCCGGGAGGAGUUGCAACAUGUUUUGGUUGUUGCUGUGUACGUAUGACGUUUCUGACAUUGAAUUGUUGCCCCGGGAGGAGUUGCAACAUGUUUUGGUUGUUGCUGUGUACGAAUGCCGUUUCCGACAUUGAAAACAAGUCUUUUAACCACGAUGUCUGUUGCAGCUGCCAAAAUCCUUUUCUGAAGUGCAAGCAGUUUAGUUGUGGAAAAGAGCUGGUGUGGAGUUGCUGUCGCUGUGUGAAAAAUUGAUGAUUUUUGUAUGAAGAAAGCUUCACAGUCAUGGCAUUGCAACCUGCCUGACUGAGGUGCCAAUACGUAUGGUAUGAGGGAGCUCUUGUUGUUGUUACUUGUCAGUCAUAUUUAUCUGUAACGUGUCAAUGUUGUGUGCCUACGCAGUGUCUUCCUUGUAUCGUGAUAGAGAAACAAAAAAGCAGCUUAGCACUAGGCAAGAUAAGAGUUGUAGUGUUAUGCCUAGGCUUUCUAGUUGUAGUUGCAAUCAGUACCUGUUCAUUGUUGCUGCUGUGCCAAUGGUGUUCUAGUGGAACUAGGACUUGUUAAUCAAUGUGCAAAAACCCGGUAGCAUGUUGCUUGGCUGCUGCUAGCUAGUUCAGACUGCAUGUUUUACAUUUGUAGGCCAGUUGGCGAAAUGUUUGCCUGGAGCUGCUCGUUGGGAAGUUUGCACUUGGCUUACGAAGUGACAAGCUUGGCAUAUUGGUGCCAGUUCUUCCAAGCAGGCACCAUGCCACAGCUUCUGCCUCGAGAAUGUAUUGUCACAUGCCAAUGUUAGUCUUAAACUGUCCAUUCUUUAUGCAGGAGCCAAUUUUACAAGCAUGCCAUAAUGUAACAUAGUAUAUUUAAGUUUAUCAAUGUUGUGUAAUAUAAGCUAGUCAUGUGUUUUCUAGGCAUUUGUUUUUCUAUUGCAGUUGGUCUUAUGCCUUGUAUCUUGUAUGAGCAUUCCUAUUUUGAAUGCUUUUGUACAAUAAAGCUUCUGCAAGAGAA